Molecule: messenger RNA, 1307 nt
Organism: Onychomys torridus (southern grasshopper mouse)
Lineage: Eukaryota; Metazoa; Chordata; Mammalia; Rodentia; Cricetidae
Gene: Vti1b
Product: vesicle transport through interaction with t-SNAREs 1B
Exons: 6
Coding region: 386-1087 (233 amino acids)
Biological process (GO): intracellular protein transport; Golgi to vacuole transport; vesicle fusion with Golgi apparatus
Cellular component (GO): ER to Golgi transport vesicle membrane; SNARE complex; late endosome membrane
Molecular function (GO): SNARE binding; SNAP receptor activity
Source: RefSeq, a predicted model, not a curated record
CUGCAAGGCCGGCGGGCCCGGAUGAGGCGGCCGAGGCGCCCGUCCCGCGGGCCCCCUCGGGCAUCUUCGCCUUGGUACCUCCCCAGCCCCGGCUGGCUGUCUCCAGGUCGGAGACAGCUGCUCGUCCCCGGCGCGGCUCCGGGCCCCUGAAGUCGCCGGGAGUCGUCCCCGCCCCGGCUUGCCGUCAGGCUUUGGCGCCUGGCGCCCGCGCGGUGACAGCUGGGGGAGGGCGUCGGGCUUGGAGGACCCCGGAAGCGCCUGGUUCCGGGCGGCCCAGGUCCCGCGGUCGCGGGGAUGGCUUCGGGACCGGGCAGCUGAGCACCGAGGUGGGAGUGGGCCCUGCGCCCGGAGUCUCAGAGGCCGACGCUCACGUGCACCUUGCGCCAUGGCCACCUCCGCCGCCGCCUCCUCCGAGCAUUUCGAGAAGCUGCAUGAGAUCUUCCGCGGCCUCCUUGAAGACCUACGAGGGGUGCCCGAGCGGCUGCUGGGGACCGCGGGGACCGAAGAGAAGAAGAAGCUGGUCAGAGAUUUUGAUGAAAAGCAACAGGAAGCAAAUGAAACGUUGGCAGAGAUGGAGGAAGAACUACGGUAUGCACCCCUGACUUUCCGUAACCCCAUGAUGUCUAAGCUUCGAAACUACCGCAAGGACCUUGCUAAACUCCACCGUGAGGUGAGAAGUACACCUUUGACAGCCACACCUGGAGGCCGAGGAGAUGUGAAGUAUGGCUCAUAUGCCUUAGAGAAUGAGCAUUUGAACCGACUGCAGUCUCAAAGAGCAUUGCUUCUCCAAGGCACCGAAAGCCUGAACCGGGCCACCCAAAGCAUCGAGCGUUCUCAUCGGAUUGCCACAGAGACUGACCAGAUUGGUACAGAAAUCAUAGAAGAGUUGGGGGAGCAACGAGACCAGUUGGAACGGACCAAGAAUAGACUGGUAAACACAAAUGAAAACUUGAGCAAAAGUCGAAAGAUUCUCCGCUCAAUGUCCAGAAAAGUGAUAACCAACAAGCUGCUGCUUUCCAUCAUCAUCUUACUGGAGCUAGCCAUCCUGGUCGGCCUUGUGUACUACAAAUUCUUUCGACACCAUUGAACUUCCUGGCGGGAAGGGAUUGUGGACCAGUACCUUGACUCUGAAUGAACGGUGUUCGGCAUAUGUAUUGCUGCUGUGGGCUAACAGUUCAAGAAUGCAUUGUGUAGCCAGACUCUGGGAGGGCGGGCGAUGGAAAAACCAUAUAAAUGUGAAGGAACUGCAACAAGACCAGUAUGGUAUACUAAGGUAAUAAAUGCUGUUUAUGACUCCUUCAGAUUUA